Arctia plantaginis is the source of this 225-nucleotide messenger RNA. The record is from the annotation of a GenBank genome assembly. Lineage: Eukaryota; Metazoa; Arthropoda; Insecta; Lepidoptera; Erebidae.
AUGCAGUCUUUUGGUUCACUAAGAACUCGAAGCUUCGAGAUCUGGAACACACCUGACGAUUCUAAAACAUUAAGCUUAAGAAUCCGUCCUCGGCGAUUCGAUUACCAAAAAUACAAUCUUCGUUCGGGGCCCCGCUGGCGGAGCGGGGCGGGGGCGGGGCGCGCCACUAUGUACAGCGGAAUAUACAGCGGGCGCGCUCAGCCGAGCAGCGCCUCCAUGGUGUAG